This is a messenger RNA of Daldinia decipiens, 2378 nucleotides long. RefSeq names its product alanine--glyoxylate aminotransferase. The transcript has 5 exons. The record is from RefSeq and is a predicted model, not a curated record. The coding region runs from base 356 to 1687 and encodes 443 amino acids. NCBI's taxonomy places the organism in Eukaryota, Fungi, Ascomycota, Sordariomycetes, Xylariales, Hypoxylaceae. Gene Ontology annotation, molecular function: L-alanine:glyoxylate transaminase activity; L-serine:pyruvate transaminase activity. Gene Ontology annotation, cellular component: peroxisome.
AUAACCUCUACGAAUUAGGCGAUUAGCAAAUAAAAUUCUAUAACUGCUUACAAGAUACAAGAUUCCCCGACGCUUCUUCUCUUAAUAUUUCAUAGCUUCUGUCUAUCCGUAAAUUAAAUUUGCAAUGCAAUAACAGUACAUUUCUUUCUGCGAAUCGUGGAGCUCAAGUGGAUAUAGGAAUUGAUAGGCAUACACAUAUGCAUACACAUAUAAAGUUCCAAGACAAGAUAUACACGAGUCAAGCUCUACUAAAACCGGCCUACAUUACAGUACCUAAGGUAGGUUUCAUUAUAGGGGACGAAAACUGGCUUACUCAGUAACAAUACGGAAGGCCGCCGGAGCGGUUGUCAGCAACAUGCCCCACCGUCUACUGAAGAUAGCAACUUUCACUGCUUCUAACCCCGCAGCUCGCGUCUCGAUUAUAUCACGACACUUAUUAGGAGCUGCUCGAUCCCCUUCGAAUCCCAGUUUCCCAAGUAAUAUUUCUCCUCCAGCUCAGAGCCGUAGCUUUUCUUCGUCAUCUGCCAAAAUGUCAUCUCAACCCGAACACGCUACUCUACUCAUCCCCGGUCCCAUUGAGUUCGACGAUGCCGUAUUACAGUCCAUGAGCCAUUACAGCGAGUCGCAUGUCGGUCCAGGUUUCGUUGCUACGUUUGGCGAGGCAUUGUCGAUGCUGCGCAAGCUCUUCCAGACCACCGACCCAUCUUCACAACCUUUUGUCAUCUCGGGAUCCGGCACGCUUGGUUGGGAUCUAGUAGCAGCAAAUCUUGUCGAACCCGGCGGAGAUGUCCUAGUUCUCAGCUCCGGUUACUUCAGCGAUGGUUUCGCCGACUGUCUUACAGUCUACGGCGCAAAAGUCGAUCUUCUAAAAGCCCCCGUUGGCAGUCGGCCGCAAUUGCCCGAAAUCGAGCAAGCAUUGAAGAGCAAGAAGUACAAGGUUGUCACAGUAACACAUGUCGACACAUCGACAGGUGUACUGAGCGAACUGCAGAAGCUUUCCGAGACGGUUCAGAGAGUGUCACCUGACACGUUACUUAUCGUGGAUGGCGUGUGCAGUGUAGCUAGCGAAGAGAUUGAUUUCGAUGCGUGGAAGCUAGACGGCGUAAUAACAGCAAGCCAAAAGGCUAUCGGCUGCCCCGCGGGCUUGUCCAUAUCGAUGUUCAGCGGCAAGGCGAUCGACGCCUUCAAGGCGAGAAAGAGCCCACCGGCAUCAUACUUUGCUUCGAUGAAGAACUGGACACCUAUUAUGCAAAACUACGAAGCAAAGAAGCCUUCGUACUUUGCAACCCCAUCGCCGCAACUUAUCCACGCCCUACACACAGCACUAACCCAGAUACUCACCAAGCCCCUCGCCGAAAGGUUUGCUAGGCACCGAGAGGUAUCCGACAAGAUCAAGAAUACCGUGGCAGAGCUGGGUUUGAAACAAGUCGCGGCCAACCCGGAAGACCAGGCCCACGGUAUGACGGCCAUCUACCUACCCGAAAGUGUUAAGGCCACCGAUCUACUCCCAAAGCUUGCCAAGAGUGGCGUUGUCUUCGCCGGUGGUAUCCAUAAGGAAAUUGCCGCCAAAUAUGUACGCUUCGGACACAUGGGUGUUAGUGUGACCGAUCCUGCGAGAACAGAUAUUGAUAAGGCGAUAACUGCGCUGAAGAGUGGGCUUGCUGACUGCGGGUAUCAAAAAGCAUAAAACUCCACAUACGCCGUUCGGGACCGUCUAGGAGGUUCGAAUCCGGUGCGCCAAGGUAACCCGUAUUUCCCAUGAUAAUCAUUUUCGGAGAAAAUGUUGGUCGGUUAGAGAACGGAUAUUGUAUCGUAUGCUCCAAUUUAGGCCGCAUGAUUAAAAAAAGAAAAAGGACACGGUGUAACUAUUUCAUGAAGAAAGGGACAGACUAGAGGUGCCACUGCGCGGGGAAUGGCAAGAAAAAAAAAGGUCGGUUUAAGGAAGCAUCGGAGAUGGGCUUUGCUCUAUUCGAUUAAAUUGCAUGAUUUUUCUUCGGCCACGUCACAUCCGUCUGCCUUAUUCUCCGUCUUUCUCGCCUGGUCGUAUAGGAGAAGCUGGAGCCUGUCAUUUAUCAUCGGGAACUUACGUCAAGUUGCUGCAACAUCAGCAGCGAAGUAGAGAGCCCGAAGAGUCUAGUUUCCACCAUAUGCUAGAAGUAGUCGUCUCCCUUUAUCUAGAAAAAAGAAGAUGGUGGCCGUGUUUACAGUAAAUUAGAAAGGGUUGACAAUGGUAAUAAAAACCCCGGAGGCUCGGGAGUAGUCUUUAAAGCCCGGUACCGUUAUCCCGGAACAAUGGGUCCCGGUACGUAAUAUUAGGUACAUUAUUACCAGGUACGCUAUUACCAAGCCCAUAUAAUAAGCAAUUAUCAGCAUUUCUU